GUCUGCGUCGGGCGUCCGCCCCGCCGACGUCACAGGCUCCGAUUCGUCAGAGCAAGACAAUUUGGACAGAUUUCCGCCAUGAAUAUCACCAUUUCCAUUUGCUCCAACAUCCCAAGUAUCCCACUUCUCACGCCGCAAUUUUUUCUCUUCUCGCGUGCUUGCGCCUGGCCCUUGGCGCUCGAAGCCGCUCCACUGCAGAUUCAGGCGCCGUCAGGGCUCGGCCUCACACCACCUUCUCGGUCUCACACAUACACGCAUCCCUUGCCUCCAAUGGCGGGCGCGUCUCCCUUCCAACAAUCACCGCCUGUCCUGUCCCUCUUGAAAACCCUCCACCCCCCGGGCGCAGGGGCGAGCCGAUCAUGGCAGUCGAGCCCGCAUCCGGAUCCAUCUACACCGCUCCUUGCAACGGGGUCCGCAGACAAAUCUGUCAACGUCUGGUCACUGCGGGAUUUCUCCCUGGUCUCGACGAUAAGCGGGGGACAUAAGAGGAGCGUGAGGACAGUCGCGUGGAAGGAUUUCGGCGGCAGCACCAAGGUCAGGACGAAGACGGAGAAGAAGAAGCCCGUGGUGUUGGGAACCGGGAGCUUUGAUGCGAACGUCGGGAUCUGGGUGUGGAAUGAUGCUCGGAGGUGGGCGGCCUUUCGAGACGCAGACGAUCAACAGAAUGGAGGCGAGCGAGCGCCGCAGCAUGAAAGGAGCAUGUCUUCUGACACGGACGAAGUCGACAUGACCAACGACCGAUCUGGCGAUGACGAUGAUGAAGAGUGGCACUUUUCCACCCUGCUCACCGGCCCCGACUCUGAGAUCAAAUCCAUUGAGUUCGCCCCUCCUCAUUACCCGACUAACCUCUUAGCGACCAGCUCAAGAGACAAGAGUGUUUGGAUCUGGGAAGAGGUGGAGCCCGAAGAGUGGGAGACUAUUGCCGUCUUGAGCGAGCAUACGGGCGAUGUCAAGUGCGUGGGUUGGUGCCAAGGGGCAAGAAGGGGAAAUGGCCGCAGAUCAAAGAGAAGAAAACUAGGAGAUGUAGGAGAUCAGGACGGAGAUGUCGACAUGGGCGACACAGGGGCGCGAUCCAACGGCAUCGGUCCCGGCACGACGAGAACCCAACAAGAUAUGGACGUCGACGAAGAAGACGAGGUCGAUAUUCUCGGCUCUCGCCCCAUUCUGGCGAGUGGUUCAUACGAUGACACCAUCCGCCUCUGGCGCGACGUGGAGGAGGAGGGCGACUGGAUCUGCGUCGGCGUGAUUGACGGCCACAAGGGGACGGUCUGGGAUCUCAAGUGGGAAAAACACAUCAACUAUUCCCUCCUGGAUCUGUCGCAGUGUCUCAACGACCGAGACCGAGAAGUUGCUAUCAGGGAAUUUGAAGCAGACUGGAUGCCUCGCAUCAUCUCUUGCUCCGACGAUCUAACCGUGCGAGUGUGGAGGAGGGAACUCAGCGAGGCGGAGAAGGAGAAAAGAAGAGCACAAUCGCAGCACUCCGCACCCAUGGGCUUUGCGUCAUCGCGGAUACCCAGCGUGAUCCGUCCGAUGAGCGCGAUGGAGAGAUGGGUCGAAGACGCCACGCUACCUGCCGUGCAUGUCCGGAGUGUGUAUGCGGUGGAUUGGUCCAAGAGGACGGGGAUGGUGGUGAGCUGUGGCGGAGACGGUACGAUUGCCGUGUACAGGGAAACGCCUGCGCCCGCAUCUCCAGCUGAGAAUAAUAAUAAUGCUGCCGCCGGGGGAAACGCGGGAGACGACGUCGUGAUGAACGGCACGCCAUCGCUGGCCCCCUCCAGGUCUGCAGAGCACAACAGCGCCCCAGCGGACGCGCCGUACCGGCUGCACGCCCCGAAGUGGGGGGUUGUGGCGCUCAUGGACACCGCGCACGACGAGUUCGAGAUCAACCACGUCUGCUGGGCCGAGCGGCGCGACAAAGAUCGACGGGUCGACGGUGAGGAGAUGAUCGUCUCGACCGGCGAUGAGGGCGACGUGAGGAUAUGGACCUUGCCUGACGACCUCCUGGCUGAGUUUGACUGAGUUUUGUGGCAGGAGGCCCUUAUUGGGGGCGGAUGGAUGCCGUCUACGGCGUAUAUGGGAGAAUACUUGGAACCUUGACACGAGGCCUAGAAAGUAUAGACAGACGGCCCAUGACGAGAGACGAAGAAGUGGGAGUUGCGAUGCCGCUUGUGCUUUCUACGACUAUUCUUCUCUUGCUUUCCCUCAAUGACUCUGCGUAAGCAACGCCAUAGACUGUGCCGCUCCAAAACGUGUUCGCCGGCCGUUUCCCAGGUUCUGCUGUGCCCAGAACCAGUGAGAACAUAGUGUCGAUAUGGACGAGAUCGUCUUUCUCCCAAUCUCUUGUCUGUUCCCACCGCUCGUGGUUUUCUCCGUCAGACAGAUAUAGCUCAGUCUCAUGACAUCAACAUCAAUCUCUUCAUUGAUCAGAGACUGGAGGUGGACGGUAGUACACGUACAGGACAGGGUAUAUACUACAGGAGGCAGAUCAUGUACAGUACAGAUGUAUCGGAG
Cladophialophora immunda is the source of this 2511-nucleotide messenger RNA. RefSeq lists its product as uncharacterized. The transcript has a single exon. Bases 79 to 2019 code for a protein of 646 amino acids. The record is from RefSeq and is a predicted model, not a curated record. Gene Ontology annotation, biological process: iron-sulfur cluster assembly. Gene Ontology annotation, molecular function: protein binding. Gene Ontology annotation, cellular component: cytosolic [4Fe-4S] assembly targeting complex. Lineage: Eukaryota; Fungi; Ascomycota; Eurotiomycetes; Chaetothyriales; Herpotrichiellaceae.